Molecule: messenger RNA, 3015 nt
Organism: Cyphellophora attinorum
Lineage: Eukaryota; Fungi; Ascomycota; Eurotiomycetes; Chaetothyriales; Cyphellophoraceae
Exons: 2
Coding region: 1-3015 (1004 amino acids)
Source: RefSeq, a predicted model, not a curated record
AUGCCUCGUACCUCUUCAGUCUCUACGGCAUCGCUUGAGACGACCUCGCGUCGCUCAUCUGGGAGAGCUCGCAAACCAACCGCUAAACUCGAGGCGCUUGCUGGCACUCACUCCAAUGGUACCGGACAAAUCGGGCCCAGAUACUUGAAUGGAGACUCUCAAAGUCCGAGCAUCCCGACACAAUCAGACAUCCCGAUCUCGGACUCACUGCAAACGACUUCAUUGCUUGAAGAAGAGACCAGCCAUUUGCCCACCCCAAAGAUCUCAGCCAGUCCACCUCCCAGCAUGAAAGGGCCGGAAGCUAUGCCAAUCGAGCCGACUGUUGAGGACACAUCUACUGUCGAGGCUGCUAAGCGAGAAUCUCGUCGAUUCCGAAAGCCUACUAAGAGAGCUCUUGAGGCCGAAGAGAGCAUGCCUGUCGCUAAGCGGCAGCGUCGUAGCAACAGCACGCAAAGUUCUUCUGGGUCGAGAGCAUCAGCAACGCCUUCAGACGUCCAUGCAGUCCCAACAUCUCGAAAGCAGUCAAAGAGCCCUACACCGAAGCGAACUUCUAGAGCUCGAUCUACGAAAGUGAGUAUCUUGCCGAAUGACAGCAUGGCCAGGACGGAAGUUCAAGUAGCGGAAGACACGCUAGACGUGCCAAAUGGCGACAAUCGUGCUGACGAGGAGAGGGAUUCGUCGACUUCGCAACAAAGCGUUCCAUCACCGACGAAGAGUCGACGUCGCAUCUCACGUCCAGUUACUACGACGGUUCCGAACGUAGAAUCCGGCCCUCAAGACCGAUCAAACUCACGGCCGGCACGGAAGACUACCUCCGCAGCACGGAAGGAAGCUCCGUCUGCACAAUCGACGGACAACAACUCGAUGUCGGCUAUAGUCCAUCCUAGCACGGCUAAGGACCUGGUCGUGGCUUCUCCAGUGCAUUCCGAGCAAGAUCUCGGAAAUGGCGUAGCUUCAACGCCAACACGUUCGAGACGAUCGCUCCAUCAGCAGGAUACAGAUACAGCUCUUACUGCUGCAGCAGACUUGCCUGCAGAUCAGGCAAUGAGCAGUGCGAACCAUCGACCCAAAAGAUCUGUCACCAAGCCUGAGUCCUACGCUCCGACACCCAUCAGUCCAGAGAGUGACGAUGGGGCUGAGGGCACGCAGAGCAGCUCUGCUCGUCGCAGCAAGAGGGUUGGCAGUGGCUCGACGAAUACCACUCCCAGCCGGAAACGAUCGGCACCUGACUCUAUCGAGAGCAUAGAUGGAGAACCCAAGCCUGAGGAUCCACCAAAGCAGUCUCUGAAGAUCAUCCUGACAAUUCCUCGCCUCAAAGGGAAGUCGUUACGCCAGCCGUCCAAGUUGCGCUUCUCCGUUAGUGCUCAGGAAGCUGCCGAGGAGUCAGAAGCGGAAAUCCCUCCAGCCGUUCAGGGACCACCACAAAAGCGAGUCAAGGUAGAUCAGAAGACAAGAAAGAGUCCUCUACAACAGCAUAGGGAUUUCCCACAGAAAGCUGCCAAUCCUGGCAAGGCAUCGAAAGCUCCAGCGCAGGCUCUGCCCAGCACCGCUGGAAAGCCGGAGAAGCUCUCUCGUCGGGCUCAAGCCAAAGCUGAGGCACGAAAGAUGGGUGAGUUCCGACAUGCGGCUUUGCCGACCACUCAAAACUCUCACGAAUACCCUGGAACGCCCAUGUACCAAUCAUUCUAUGCGCCUAGUGUUAGACUGAUGUCACCUGCCAUGAGUUGCAACCUGCUCUGUCUGGAUCCUUCGGCCCGGAUUCUGGCCUUCGCACAGAUUGCUGCUGAGUCAAAGGAGUCCGACGAAGACGAGUCAUCUGUUGAUGGGCAGGCUUCUCAACUGUAUGAAAAAUGGCUCGAGAAAGGCCGACCUCGAUUCUGCGUUUGCGGCAGUGCAUCGCAUGAUCAUGCACACCACAAUGGCCAACAGAACUCCAGUGAGCAAGACUCGCCACGAGGAGAAUCAGCAGGAGCUGGGGCUGGUCUUCCGACAGAGAAUGAGGAUGUGGCUGCUGUCAUGCCAAAAGCGGCCGUACUACCCAUCGCUGUUCCUCCUGUCAAUUCGAUCAUGCCUAAAGCGCAAGGUCGAAGAGUGUCAGCUCUGUACAAUGUCUUGACCAGCGGCUCGUCCUCCGGCGGUUCUGGCAGCAGCAGUGCCAUCAACCACAGUCACAGCCAUUCUCCCGUAAGUCAUUCGCCAGGUCUUGACUCGUAUUCAGGCAUGCGAGAGCUGCCACGACAGAGCAUGGAGGCGCAAAACGGCGAGCGAUCAUACGAGGAGCGAAUGCGCUGGGAUCAGCAGAUGCUGGACCGUAUUCGAAAAGAGGCCAGAGAUCUCGGCAUUGCCGUGACCGUCGGCAUGACAUACAACGAGAUCAGAACACGCAUCGAGGCGAAGCGUGAAUCAGCCGGACUGCCCGCCAUCCCGACCACUUUGUCGUACGUACAGGGCUCAGCCAACGGCACCGUCGCACAGUCUUCGGGGCAUCCUGUUGAGGUAGAAGACUCAGACGAUGGCAUCGACGACCAAGUGGCCAACCCCGCAACAGCGUGGCAAGCGCCAGAGGACGACGAUGACCCAUUGCUGGCAAUCAUUGGCGAUGUCCAGCGAGAUGCAAAAAGUGCACGAAAAGCAAAUGAUAAGACUCGACCUGAUUUGCUGAAGAACAAUCUACAGAAUGGAUUCCAUGCUAUGAACGGCGUAAAUGGGCAUGACAUUCCCAGUGAUGGAGCGCCACCAAAGAAGAGACGAGCAGCUCUCAACGGCACUACCGUCAACGGGUUGGGAUCUAAGAUAUUCCUGUCCUCUGGCAAGCGUGCAGCUCACGUUGGUGCCCCGAGUGUCCCCGGUCUUGGUGGAGGGCCUACGGCUCGGGGUGGUGGCCUUACGAACGGCAUUACGCAACAGGAAAGCGAGCAGCGGAGGAUCGAGCAACAGAGGUGGGGACAACUGAGCUAUGAUCAACAGAGAAGCGAGAGGACGCGUUAUGAGUAUUUGGAUAGUCUAUCACGGUGA